AUGGCGACGACGGUGAAUGCAGAGGCUCUGAACGAGUCCCCCCUGCCCGAAGCUGUCGCAAAGGAGUCGAAGCAGUCGGUGGACCCCUACAAUGUCUCGGGAGAGGUUGGCGAGGACGGCGUCAUGAAGGCGAUCGACUACUCGAAGCUGGUCGACGAGUUUGGCACAAAGAGGAUCGACCCGGCCCUCCUCGAGCGCUUCGAGCGCCUGACGGGCCAGAAGCCACAUCGCUUCCUCCGCAGAGGCAUUGUCUUCUCCCACCGUGACUUCGACCUCAUCCUCGACCGCUACGAGCGCGGCGAGCCCUUCUUCCUCUACACCGGCCGCGGCCCCUCGUCGGACAGCGUCCAUGUCGGCCACACGAUCCCAUUCGAGUUUACAAAAUGGCUCCAAGAGGCGCUGGACUGUCCCCUGGUCAUCAUGCUUACGGACGACGAGAAAUAUCUGUUCUCGGACAAGAGGACGGUCGAAGAAGUCCAGGGGUACUGCUAUACCAAUGCCAAGGACAUCAUCGCCAUUGGCUUUGACCCAGCCAAGACUUUUAUCUUUUCGGAUUUCGAAUUCAUGGGUGGCGCUUUCUACCGAAACGUCGUCCGCCUCUCAAAGCACAUCACGCUGAACCAAAGCCGUGCAAUCUUUGGAUUCAACGACAGCACAAACAUUGGCAAGAUCCACUUUGGGAGCAUCCAGGGAGCGACCAGCUUUGCUUCCUCCUUCCCGCACAUCUUUGGCACCGACGAGACCAAGACGAACUUGAUACCCGCCCUAAUUCCGUGCGCCAUUGACCAAGAUCCCUACUUCCGCAUGGCCAGGGAUGUUGCUGCGAGGAUACACUAUGCAAAGCCGAGCUUGCUUCACUCCAAGUUUCUAGACGCCCUGCAGGGCCCUGGCACCAAGAUGUCGGCGUCUGUAGACGAAAGCGCCAUCUUCAUGAAGGACACGCCCAACCAAAUCAAGAACAAGAUUAACAAGUACGCCUUUUCGGGCGGAAAGACCACGGUCGAGGAGCAUAGAGAAAAGGGGGGAGACACCAGCGUCGAUGUCUCUUUCCUGUAUCUUCGCUUCUUCCUCGAGGACGACGAAGAGUUGGAGAAGAUCCGGCUGGCGUACGAGUCUGGCGAGCUGCUCACGGGCGACCUCAAAGCGAUUUGCAUCAAGGAGCUGCAGACAUACGUCAAGGCCUUCCAGGAACGGAGAGCAAAGGUGGACGACGAGAUCGUUCACCAGUUCAUGGACAGGCGGCCGCUGAAGUGGGCCGGCAACCCCCGGGCUCCCAUCGUGGUUCCUCAGGUGGAAGGAGCUGCUGGGACUGCAGCGGGUGAGGCGGCGGAGGGCGAUGGCAAGCUGACCAAGAACCAGUUGAAGAAGCUGGAGAAGCAGAAGCAAAUAGAAGCCAAAAAGGCGCAGAAGGCCAAGGAGAAAGAAGUUCAGCCGGUUGCUGCUGCAUAG
Lasiosphaeria miniovina is the source of this 1449-nucleotide messenger RNA. RefSeq lists its product as uncharacterized. Bases 1 to 1449 code for a protein of 482 amino acids. The transcript is spliced from 6 exons. The record is from RefSeq and is a predicted model, not a curated record. Gene Ontology annotation, molecular function: ATP binding; tryptophan-tRNA ligase activity. Gene Ontology annotation, biological process: tryptophanyl-tRNA aminoacylation. Gene Ontology annotation, cellular component: cytoplasm. Lineage: Eukaryota; Fungi; Ascomycota; Sordariomycetes; Sordariales; Lasiosphaeriaceae.